Messenger RNA from Rotaria sordida, 951 nucleotides. Lineage: Eukaryota; Metazoa; Rotifera; Eurotatoria; Philodinida; Philodinidae. The record is from the annotation of a GenBank genome assembly.
AUGGUUUCAUUUGAUAUUGUUAGUCUUUACACCAAUAUACAUCUUGCUGAAACAAUACAAAUUAUUUUGGACUAUUUAUAUAAAGACCGAACACUAACAACAACAAUACCUAUGGCUGAUAUGAAGAAACUGUUGCAGUUUGCCACACAAGAUUCACAUUUCCUCUUCAAUGGUAAAAUAUAUGAUCAAAAAGAUGGAGUUUCUAUGGGAUCGCCUUUGGCACCUCUUCUUGCUCAGAUUUUUCUCCAAGAUUUCGAAAAGAAAUAUCUCCCAUCAUUCAAAGAAAAGGGCAUUGUAUAUUGGAAACGUUAUGUCGAUGAUACCUUUGUAUUCCUUGAUCCAAAAGUUUCUGCUCAAGACAUUGCUGCCCAAUUAUCACAAUGCCAUCCUUCCUUAAAAUUUACCUGCAAAGAGGAAUAUACAACUAGAAACAAAGAUUUAAGCAAAGAAGAUUCACCUAAAAAGAAAUUUUCACAUAAAAAUCAAUAUGUAACCGAGAAGAAAGAUUCAAUUGAAGAAGAAAAGUCAAUUCCUAGAAUUGCACUUUCAUUUCUCGAUGUACUUGUUGAAAGACAACCCAGUAUCGGCUUUCAAACUCGAAAGUAUAGGAAAGAAACAUUCACUGGUCUGCUUACAAAAUGGGACAGCUUUGUGCCUAAACGGUACAAAUAUAAUGCAAUUUCAACCAUGGUUUAUAGAGCUACAAUAAUAUGUUCAACUUAUGAAGCUCUCCAUGAUGAAUUUGACGUAAUUCGUGACUUAGCAUUACAGAAUGGGUAUCCUGUUGCCUUUGUUGAAUCCAUAAUUCGAAGACAACUUAAUCUUAUCUAUACACCUCGUGCAAUUACACCAACAGCACCAGAAACCGAUACCAUAGUCUUGAGAGUACCUCAUUAUGAGAAACCAAGCCAAAUAUAUGCUAAGCGUGUUACGGCAGCAGUUGCUAAAUAA